AUGUCAGGUGUUAUUGAGAAUGGACAGUUUAUUCCUAUACAACUGAAUACAAUGCCUCGAUCAAUUAGUAAUAAUUCAAUAAAGCACUUUGAACCAUUACACCAACAAACAAAUGAAAAUCAACAGUUUAGUCCUUCUAUUAUUGCAUACCAUCGCUCUUCUCCUCCUGUUUAUCAUCAGAGCACCAACGUGCAGGCAUCUCCUUCUAUUCUUACAUCGAACACAAUUUCACUCGAGCAGGAAAGAAUGAAAGUAGGACAUCAUGACGUCAGUUUUUCAGUUGAUAAUGAAGAUGGUUGGCAAACAGCUCGUGGUUAUAAGAAAGUUAAUCGUUCCACCUUCAAAUCGAAUAUUUCCAAUGCUGCUAAUCAGCCUACCACGGUUUCUUUUAAUAUUCGUCCUCAAAGUUUUCGUAAUCAAACAUCUUAUCUUGAUCCGCUCAACAUUAUGGCAGAUAGUAAUAGUCAAGUGGCGUCUCAAGCGCAGCGGUAUGCCACGACUCGUUAUCCGUUCUCGCCGUUUGUUAUCCACUUUAAAGAUAACGUACGUGAUAAACUUGUUGUCGAGCACCUAGUGAAUCAUUCGAAACAGCAGUUCAAGUUUGGUCUUCAAAUCAUAGGUUAUCGAAGAUCUCAGGUUAAUUGCGCUCAUGGAGAAUAUGAUGUGCUCGUUUUCGUGGAAACAACAGACUCAUUUGAAUUUCUAUUUGAGGAUGCACAUUGGCCGUCGCAAUUAGUUGGCAAAGAUUUUACACUAAAGAAACCGUCAAUUCCAGCUCAAUUGUCACUAGUUAUCCAAAAUGUAUCGUUCGAUAUUGACUGGGAGGAUUUUAUAGCUUAUCUUCAAGCAAAGUAUCCUGACAUAGUUAAGACGAUCCGUUUAAAAAAUCGAAAUUUACAAGAUCUCAAAUCACUCAAAAUCGAAAUCAAAUCAGUUAAGAUACGUAAUGAAAUUCUCGAGCACAAGUUCAUUAGCAUUUCAAACAUGCGGUAUAAAGUAGUCGAAUACUUAGCAUUGGCUAACGUUCUUAUAUGUUCUCGAUGUAAGUGCAUUGGUCAUUUUCAAAAGAACUGUCCACAACAGGAUCAAGUGACUUGUAAUACCUGUGGUGAGAAAUAUGCCAAUGUCAAGGAUCAUGCAUGCUCUGGUGAAUUAAAAUGUAUCCAUUGUGGAGGAGCGCAUCGCUCCAAUGACUCAAAAUGUCGUAUCAUAAAGAAUUAUCGUGCAGCUCUUACUCGAACUCUUCUUAGUAAACCACCAGUUACAGUUACGGACAAGUAUCCAGAUCUUACAUCACAUUCAUCUUGGCAGUCUCAUCUCACAAACUCCUCACUUCCGAAUUCAAGCGAUAUGGAUAAAAUUUUUAAGAAAAUGGAAGAGGAAGACGAGAAAACCCGUUCUACUAUCGAAUUGUUCAAAACAGAAAUGCUCGAGCAUCAUGUCGAAAACAAACGUCGUAUAGACUCACUCAAUGAACAACUUGAAAUCAACGAGCAGAAAGUGCGUGAUUUGCAAGCCAAGAUAAAAAUGUUAGAAGAGAAGUUUGAAAUUGAACAACAAAAGGUUCAGUACGUUCAAAACAAAGCGGAAGGUACUGAGUCGAUGUUCAACAGUUAUCAACAGGACGCGAAUAUACUACUAAAAAAUAUCACUAGAUUAUUCUGCAUAAUGCGUGAAAGUGAUGUAAGAUUUUCUCGUAUUCUUAGUGAUCAAAUAACUCAUCUUAAAAUUGGCAUCAAAGGUGGCAUAAUAGUAAAAUUAUCGAAUGGAAAUGAAUCGAAUUUAUUUACAUUAAUAUUAUUUUUGUGUAAACAUCUAACAGAUUUGAAUAUUUAUCAACAGGUUGGCGACAGAAAUGUAACCGACUCUACUUUUAAUUUAAUACCGAUGAAUCCUGUAUCUUUAACUCUAACUAAAAUGAAAAUUAAUGUUAACACUUUUGAUGAUUGCUUAUAUAUUCUUAAUGGAUAUUUUGAAUGUUUAUCCACAUUAAUCAUUAAUAUACGUAAAAUUUCGGAUUCAUCAUCAAAUAUAGAUAACACAAUUUUUCCUUUUCUACAACGAUUAACUGUGCAUAAUAUUCAACUACAAAAGAGCAAACAACAUUCAUCUACAUUGAUUACAUUUGAAAUUUCUGAAUUGAAUAUUGCAUAUGCACAUAUUGAUUAUGUUGAAGAAUUUUUCUUAGAAACAAAUAUUCGUUUACCUCGAUUAACAAUUCUUGGUAUCAAAUAUGAAUCAUUAUCUAUGGUGACAAAUAAUUUUACGAAUGAUGCAGCACGUUUCAAUUGUAGUCAAUUACAAUACAUUCUUAUACCUGAACCAUUUGUUCGUCCAGAAAAUUUUCAUUCAUAUUUUCCUUUAUUGUAA
Molecule: messenger RNA, 2370 nt
Organism: Rotaria sp. Silwood2
Lineage: Eukaryota; Metazoa; Rotifera; Eurotatoria; Philodinida; Philodinidae
Source: the annotation of a GenBank genome assembly